GUCUAUAUUUUUUAAGUUGUCUCUGUCACGUGGACGAGAUUUCAUGCUUGUUGCUAUCGGCUUUUAUUCGAUAAUAUAUUAUCAUUGCUGUUAUAAAAUUUGUUCAGCAUUAACAAUUUUUUAUUUAUUCUUAACAUUAAUUAAUUAAUGUUCAUGUAAAUGAUUUAUUCAUAUUGCGGGAUAUACUCGAGUAAUGGUAUAUAGAUUAGUAAUGAAUUUGUCAAUGUUAAUAAUUGUACUUUAACUAAUUAGGACGUACAGAAAGCGCCCGAAGAAAAGAUCAAAAAGAAGAUUGUGAAGAAGGCGAAAAAGGAGCCGAAAGAUGCAUCCAAGAAUAUAAUGCGUGAAGUGAAAAUCCGAAAGUUAUGUCUAAAUAUUUGUGUAGGCGAAUCUGGUGAUCGUCUGACUCGUGCUGCCAAGGUUUUGGAACAACUAACCGGCCAGCAACCAGUAUUUUCCAAAGCUCGUUACACGGUACGUUCAUUUGGUAUCCGUCGUAAUGAAAAAAUAUCUGUGCACUGUACUGUACGUGGUGCCAAAGCCGAGGAGAUUCUGGAACGAGGUCUAAAGGUACGCGAAUAUGAGCUAAGGAAAGAAAACUUCUCUUGCACUGGAAACUUUGGUUUUGGCAUUCAAGAGCACAUUGACUUGGGAAUCAAAUACGAUCCCAGUAUCGGUAUCUAUGGUUUAGACUUCUACGUUGUACUUGGACGUCCAGGAUUUAACGUAGCACACAGAAGAAGAAAGACUGGUAAGGUUGGUUUUCAACACCGUCUUACCAAAGAAGAUGCCAUGAAAUGGUUCCAGCAAAAAUACGAUGGUAUCAUUAUAGCUGGAAAAAAGUAACAUCAAUUGUAAUAUACAUACUUUUCUCAUUAAAAGAAUUUUAACAGGAA
Solenopsis invicta (red fire ant) is the source of this 896-nucleotide messenger RNA. RefSeq names its product 60S ribosomal protein L11 (gene RpL11). Gene Ontology annotation, cellular component: ribosome; cytosolic large ribosomal subunit. Gene Ontology annotation, molecular function: RNA binding; structural constituent of ribosome. The record is from RefSeq and is a predicted model, not a curated record. Bases 340 to 846 code for a protein of 168 amino acids. Lineage: Eukaryota; Metazoa; Arthropoda; Insecta; Hymenoptera; Formicidae. Gene Ontology annotation, biological process: translation. The transcript has 4 exons.